CUCUACCUACCUCUGUUGACCAGGGCAAGACGAGAUCCAUAAAGGCUGUCUCCGCAUCUUCUCAGUUGGCCAAUCCACACGACAGUCACCAUGUCGAGCGCUCAAGGACAGAACGACGAGAAGCCCACCAACGGCGUGCAGCCUGGCGACUUCAAUGGCGUCGGUGCUCAUGACCAUGCCGGUGGUGUAGCCACGCAACGAAAGCCAUAUGACUAUGGUGGCAACCCACUCGCGCAUGUCAACACUGGCGACUCUGCUCGUCUUGCUGCCUUCGGGGGUGAGCUCCAGCCAGGUCUCUACAAAGUCGACACGAACCGCAAGAUCGCCAACCCAGCUCCUCUUGGACUCUGUGGUUUUGCUCUCACCACUUUCCUGCUCUCUCUGAUCAACCUGGGAACCUGUGGUCUCAGCGAGCCAAACCUCGUGAUUGGUGCUGCUUUCGCGUACGGUGGACUUGUCCAGCUUCUCGCUGGCAUGUGGGAAAUGGCCAUUGGAAACACUUUCGGUGCGACUGCCUUGUCUUCAUACGGUGGUUUCUGGAUUGGCACAGCCAUCAUCUUGACUCCAGGCGGUUUCGAGAUCAUCAAGACACUUGAGGCCGACACUCCGUAUCCAUUCUUGAACUCUUUCGGAUUGUACUUGAUGGGAUGGUUCAUCUUCACCUUCCUUCUCCUGAUCCUGACUCUCCGAUCGACCGUCGCCUUUUUCUUCCUGUUCCUCACCCUGGACCUGGCUUUCCUCAUGCUCGGAAUUGGCUAUCUCGUGAACGACGGUGGCAAACCAAACACCAGUUGCAUUCGCGCUGGCGGAGCUUUUGGUAUCAUCGCCGCUUUCGCAGCCUGGUACAACGCGCUCGCGGGCAUGGCCGAUUCCAGCAACUCGUUCUUCGUCGUUCCAGUCGCCCACUUCCCAUGGUCCGACAAGGGACGCGAGAAGCGUGGCAAGGUCAACAACGACGAGGCUCGCGCUGCCCAGCAGGUGUAAAAAGCAUGAUUGUAAAUACCGACGUUAUGAUACCCCAUGAGUACGACAGGGCCGCUUGCACGGAGUAGGAUAACGGCCACAAGAGCUUUUGGAAUAAUGAUACCAUCUCUGUAAUGAUGCAAACUUAAUAAUACCAACAUCAACCAGAUUAUUGCUUCAG
Molecule: messenger RNA, 1144 nt
Organism: Pseudocercospora fijiensis CIRAD86
Lineage: Eukaryota; Fungi; Ascomycota; Dothideomycetes; Mycosphaerellales; Mycosphaerellaceae
Exons: 4
Coding region: 91-984 (297 amino acids)
Cellular component (GO): plasma membrane
Molecular function (GO): acetate transmembrane transporter activity
Source: RefSeq, a predicted model, not a curated record